Molecule: messenger RNA, 3287 nt
Organism: Gymnogyps californianus (California condor)
Lineage: Eukaryota; Metazoa; Chordata; Aves; Accipitriformes; Cathartidae
Gene: ZC3H7B
Product: zinc finger CCCH-type containing 7B
Exons: 23
Coding region: 218-3253 (1011 amino acids)
Biological process (GO): miRNA processing
Molecular function (GO): metal ion binding; protein binding; miRNA binding
Source: RefSeq, a predicted model, not a curated record
CCUGGAAAUGAAAGUAAAGAGAUCAGGAGGCACAUGGAGGGAGCUGCAGGGGCAGCCGAUCCAGAAGCAGAAUGCUGCCUUCUAUAAUUAAAUAGCACUUACUAUUAUUAUUACUUCUAGUAAUAAUACAUUAAUAAUAUCUCUAGUAAUACAAUACCAUUUAUCAAGGAAAGUUUAUACAUAGUGUGGGGGGGAAAACCCAAGGAGAGCAACUAUAAUGGAGAGACAGAAGAGAAAACAAGAAAUAGAGAAAGGACUUCAGUUCAUUCAGUCCACAUUACCCCUAAGCCAAGAAGAUUAUGAGGCCUUUCUGCAGAAGCUGGUGAGAAACCUGUUUGCAGAGGGCAAUGAUUUGUUUCGAGAGAAGGAUUUCAAGCUUUCGCUGGUACAGUAUGUAGAAGGGCUGAAUGUGGCGGAUUACGCAGCCUCUGACGAGGUGACCAUCCCAAAGGAACUCCUGUGCAAGCUGCAUGUCAACCGAGCUGCCUGCUACUUUGCCAUGGGGUUGUAUGAGAAGGCACUGGAAGACAGCGAGAAGGCUUUAAGUCUUGACAAGGAGAACAUCCGAGCGCUCUUCCGGAAAGCCCGCUCCUUAAAUGAACUUGGAAGACACAAAGAAGCAUAUGAGUGCAAUAGCCGAUGCUUGCUGUCCCUCCCACAUGAUGAAAGCGUCACGCAACUGGGACAGGAGCUUGCCCAGAAGCUGGGACUGAGGGUUCGAAAAGCAUACAAAAGACCUCAGCAGGAAUUGGAAACAUUCUCGCUACUCAGUAAUGGCACGUCAAUCAAUUUGUCAAACCAGACCACUUCCAAUGGAUUGGGUUCGAUAGAUGACAUCGAAACAGACUGCUCUAUGGACCUGCAGUGCCUCCCAGCUCCUGUGGCCACCUCCAUCCCUGUGAGCGAGGGGCUGGCCCCUCUGCCCUCUGACUCAGAUGCAAAGGGCUUGCCUACCUCGCUCCCUGCUGCCAGCUUGCUCCCGUCUCCAGACUGCGUGUCCCUGCCAGUGCCUGAGAGUGUGGAGGACUUCACAGAUGGGGACAUCAUUGGGGAAGAACUGGACUCCCUCCUGGACUCCCUCGCCGAAGGGUCACCAUACCCUCUAUCUCUGGUCCAGGGCACCAUUCCUGCCAACCUGCCAACGGAGAUGCCUCAGCUGAUCCCUGUGUUUCCGGGGGGAACUCCACUGCUGCCCCCAGUCGUGACAGCCAGCAUCCCUGUCUCCACCCCACUGCCACCUGCCUCCUUUGGCCUGGUGAUGGAUCCCACCAAGCAGCUCUCCUCCUCCUCUGUCCUGGAUGCCUUUGAGGCCCCGCCAGGAGGAAGUGGCGGCUCCACCUUACAUUCGCUGGAUUCCCUGGAUCUGCUCCCCUACACAGACUCACGGCUUGAUGCCCUGGACUCCUUUGGGACAAGCAGAGGGUCGCUGGAUGCCUUGGAUUCCUUUGCCAUUGAAGAAACUAGCCCUCAGGAACUGCGACACCCACCUGGCAGUCAAAAACCAUCCCCUGUGGUCAGCCUUGGUGGAGUGAGUCACUCAGCUGUGCCCAAGGUCACCGAGCACCUGCUGUCCCAGCCAGAACCAGUAAUGCCCAACACAGCCCUGCUGGUGAAGAACCCCCUGGCAUCUACUCACGUCUUCAAACAAGCCUGUCAUAUCUGCUACCCCAAAACAGGGCCCAAGGCUGGCGAUUACACCUAUCGGGAAGGCUUGGAGCACAAGUGCAAGCGGGACAUCCUGCUGGGCAGGCUGAAGAACUCGGAAGACAAGACCUGGAAGAGGAUCCGUCCUCGCCCAACCAAAACCAACUUUGUAGGAUCCUAUUAUCUGUGCAAAGAUAUGCUUAACAAGCAGGACUGUAAGUACGGGGAUAACUGCACCUUCGCGUACCACCAGGAAGAGAUCGACGUGUGGACGGAGGAAAGGAAGGGGACCCUCAACCGUGACCUCCUCUUUGACCCGCUAGGUGGGAUCAAGCAGAGCAGCCUCACCAUUGCCAAGCUCCUCAAGGAACAUCAGGGCAUCUUCACCUUCCUCUGUGAGAUCUGCUUUGAUAGCAAACCCCGGAUUAUCAGCAAAGGGACCAAGGACACACCAUCUGUCUGCUCCAACCUUUCUGCCAAACACAGCUUCCAUGACAACAAGUGUCUGGUCCACAUCGUGCGUUCCACCUCCUUGAAAUACUCCAAGAUCCGCCAGUUCCAGGAGCACUUCCAGUUUGACGUGUGCCGACAUGAGGUGCGUUAUGGCUGCCUGCGCGAGGACAGCUGCCACUUCGCUCAUAGUUUCAUCGAGCUCAAGGUCUGGCUGCUGCAGCAAUAUUCAGGAAUGACCCACGAAGAUAUCGUGCAGGAAUCGAAGAAGUACUGGCAGCAGAUGGAGGCACAUGCCACCAAACCAGCCAACAGCAUGGCUUCUCCUCGGGCUCCCACAUCAAGCACCUUUGACCUCCAGAUGAAAUUUGUGUGUGGCCAGUGCUGGAGGAACGGGCAGCUCGUGGAGCCAGAUAAAGACCUCAAGUACUGUAGUGCCAAAGCCCGCCACUGUUGGACAAAGGAACGUCGCGUCCUGCUGGUGAUGUCCAAAGCAAAGAAGAAGUGGGUGUCUGUCCGACCACUGCCUUCCAUCCGCAACUUCCCACAGCAAUAUGAUUUGUGUAUCCAUGCACAAAAUGGCAGGAAAUGCCAGUAUGUGGGCAACUGCUCCUUCGCCCACAGCCCUGAGGAAAGAGACAUGUGGACCUUCAUGAAGGAAAAUAAAAUACUAGAUAUGCAGCAGACCUAUGACAUGUGGCUAAAGAAACACAAUCCUGGGAAGCCUGGAGAGGGGACACCGCUCACCUCGCGAGAAGGGGAGAAACAGAUCCAGAUGCCCACCGACUAUGCUGACAUCAUGAUGGGCUACCACUGCUGGCUCUGUGGGAAGAACAGCAAUAGCAAGAAGCAAUGGCAGCAACACAUCCAGUCGGAGAAGCACAAGGAGAAGGUCUUCACCUCGGACAGUGACUCCAGCUGCUGGAGCUACCGCUUCCCCAUGGGCGAAUUCCGGCUCUGCGAAAGGUUCCAGAAGAGCAAGGCCUGCCCCGAAGGAGAGGAGUGUCGCUAUGCCCACGGCCAGGACGAGCUGACGGAGUGGCUAGACCGGAGGGAGGUGCUGAAACAGAAACUGGCCAAAGCCCGCAAGGACAUGCUGCUCUGCCCCAGGGAUGACGACUUCGGGAAAUACAACUUCCUAUUGCGGGAUGGCGUAUAGUAAGGGUUGAGGGGGGGAGCCUGUCAGCUAGAGA